AUGGGGGAUGCUCUAUGCGGCCCGUCCAACGCGCUGCAAAACUUCCAGAAGCAUGCGUCAGUGGAUCGGACUCUUCAACAAGACCGGCUAAUUACGCGACAAUCGCCGGCCCAGGGUUUCCGUUCGCAAAGUCCCCGAGAUGGGAUCCUGGACCCAGAAUUUGCUGCAUUCGAGGCCAGUAUCGAUGGCCCCGCCGCACCCGAUUUCCAACACCCUGCUCAGUUUGGAGCACCAGCUCAGUUGCCUGCUCACCAUCCGGGUAACGCCGACUGGGCGUCGGACUUUCAAAACUUGCAGAUUUCAGGGCCCUCACACCCUGUAUCUCAAUCGCCAGGACCGUCCAUGGCCCCAGUGGCCCAUGGAGGAUGGCAGAAGGAAUUCCUGAGCCAUCAACCUGCCCCCGCGCAUCACGUUCAAGCGGCCCACCCUACAAUGAACCGCGGAUUCCAACCAGCUUUUGCGCCCAACUACCCAAUGCAUUUCUCGAUGAACGCGAUGCAUACCCCACUUGAAUCGCGACCCGAGGCACAGGCGCCGAUGGAGCGGUUUGAUGAGUCGGCAUUCGAGGCAGCGUUUGAACAGGCACGAGCGGAUAUGGAGCUGCAGGGAGCCGAACAUGCAACACAAGAGGAGCUACAGCAAAGCUUUGACGAAAUAAACGAGUCCCACGCCACGGUCCGUGAGGAAAUUCGAAUUGGAUCGGACAACAUUCCCGCGACAGAUAAACAGAACGAGCAUGAACGGGGCCACGAUGCGGACGAACUCGCUCGCACGGCAGGGCAGCUUCUCAAUAGUGUCAGUAACAACCAAAGCCAGAAAUUCCAGCAAAGCAAUUUCCUCGCACUGAUGCGGCGAAUCCGAGACCGCGAGGUAGAGGUGGAAGGGGAAGAGUUUCGCGAAACAGCGCAGUCUCUUCAUCCCGGCGGGCGAUAUUACCCAGGCCAGCCGCAUUCACCCGACUCUGCCGUCCCAGCUAGCAGUAAGGAGCCUCGGCCCCAUGCCACGAGUCCCUCAACCAGUGAAGAACCGCAUAGAACCUGA
Penicillium alfredii is the source of this 1041-nucleotide messenger RNA. RefSeq names its product protein pex20 (gene pex20). The transcript has 3 exons. Lineage: Eukaryota; Fungi; Ascomycota; Eurotiomycetes; Eurotiales; Aspergillaceae. Gene Ontology annotation, cellular component: peroxisomal membrane; cytosol. Bases 1 to 1041 code for a protein of 346 amino acids. The record is from RefSeq and is a predicted model, not a curated record. Gene Ontology annotation, biological process: protein import into peroxisome matrix, docking.